AUGAUGAAGCACACACGGUCAGCACUGCCCAUACACUCAGUCCACCCUGGCAGGGACCUCACCAAUGACCUCCAUGAAAACAGGGUCCCAGACAAGCCAGUUGGUCUGAAGGCCAUGGCGCUGACUGACCACAUCAGGGUGUGUUGGCAGCCCCCCGCACAGCACAAUGUGCUGCUGUGCGGCUACACCAUUGCCUGGGACCAAGGCGUGGCGGACAUCUACUCCAAGAUCGUGGACAGCAAGCAGCACGGUUACAUCAUUGAUAAGCUGGAACCCAACAUGGAGUUUGUGAUAAGCCUGCGAGCCUUCAACAACGUGGGUGACGGGCAACCGGUGUACCAGCAAGUCCGCACCCAGCCAGAGGAGGAGGUGGUGGCACCCACGCUGGACCCGGCGGUGUGGGUGAAGGCCGUGGUGCUGACGCCCUUCACCGUGGUGCUGCAGUGGGCGGACACCAUGCUGAGCCAGAACCAGUACAACAGCUGCACCACCUUCUCGUCCUCAUCCUCCAGCCGCUACGUCAACGCCACGGAUGUGACCUGCCUCAUUGACAGCCUCAAGCCAUCAACAGUGUGUUUGGCGUGAGUCCCCCUAUAGCCUGGUGGCCUCCAACACCCUGCUGGUGGCCCGGCCGUCCUGGCCCUCCCUGGCCAGCCGUCCACCACCACCUUCACCCGGCAGCCGUCCACCACCACCUUCACCCGGCAGCCGCUGCAGCGGAACAAUGGGAGGAUCACAGGCUACUUGAUAUUCCUCACCACGGACCAAACUGUCAGUGACUGGGUGACGGGGGAAGUGACGGGGGACUGGCUCACCCUCACCGUCCAUGGACUGACGCCUUCAAGGAAGUAUUUGCACAAGAUGCACUCUCACAAUGUCAAAGGUUUUGGUCCAUUCUCCUCCGUGGAAAGCUUCACGACUUCCAGCUGUUGACAAGAGCAUCGGUGAGCCCCCAGGCUGGUGUGUGGAGCGAGAGGCCUGAUUGUGCUGGUGAUCGCUGGCGUGGCAGGAGCCAUGACCAGCUGGGGGCCUUCUUGGCCACCACACUGUACUGCCGCGGGUCAAGGCGGAGCCCAGGCCAAGCAUUGUUGUUGGCGGCAGCUGCAGUGAGAGCAACAAGCCUGGCGUCCAGCCUCCAGACCUGUGGAUCCAUCACGGCCACUUGGAGCUGAAGAACUUUGACAAGGGUGAGCGCAGCAACUCCCCCAACCACGCCUCCAUCAUCCAGCACACAGCUGAAGAUCAACAGCAAGGAGAUGACGGCGCUAGACCAGAUGCUUGGGGCACUCCUGGAGGCUCUGCAGGACAAGGCCAAGGAAACAAAGAGUGGCCAGGCUCUGGGACCGAGGCACAGAGAGCCAAGACGGCCGAGGGUUUAUCAAGACUGACAACAACGUGACGGUCAAAGUGUUAGAGCUCUGAAAAAUGAAGAAAGGAAGGAAGGAAGAUAAUCUCAGAAGACUCAUACAGUCCAUUACACGUCCUUCAUGUUAUGUUAUUACAUUCCUGUACUCCCAACGCCCGGCCCGGGGGUCCAGCCGCAAUACUCACAAGGUCCAGAUGCAGACUGCGGCCACCACUUGAGCAGCCCGGCUGCUGUACGCCAAUCCUUAUUUAGUUGUGUUCUUGUAGAGUUAAAUCCAGACAUCCCAUAUCCUUAGGCCAGGUCAAAAGUAAAGUUUGGUGUGCAUGGCCUCAGUGUUCAUCUCUGUUACACUGCCCCUGGAGGCCGUGGAGUCAGGAGCCCAGCACCCUGGGACACACUCAGACUACCACAGGUGCCUCCCCAGGGGUCUCCAGGUACACAUGAUCACCCAGACACAAAGAAUGACCUGCAUACGUCUAGGGAUUCAAACCCUGGCCAGCGGAUUGGUAGGUAGGCAUGCCAGCCACAGCACCAUGGAGCAAUGUAUUAUACUAGUACUUGGCACUGGUAUCCUAUGCUAUUUAUUCCUGGCUAGUUGGACACCAGAGAUUUCCUGUAUUAAUUUCAUGGGUUUUCUGUUAUAUAUUUGUUUAUUAGGUGUAUCUAUUUAUUUAGUUUCAUCAUGAUUUUUAUUGUUAUUUAGUGAAGCAGCUCAAGGGUGAAUGUAAUACAAAACACACUCUGCAAAUUGAUAUUUUUAUUGCUAGAACACAAACACACACACAUACACAUAGUGACAUAAGGAAGGUCAUGUGGCUAUGUAGGGGGGCGGGUCAGGAUAGGGUCCAUUAUGUGUCUGGGGGAGGGCAUGUGUCUGUGGGAUGUUAUCAACUUCCUGUGGGUGACAUCCUGUGUGGCCUGUGAGCUGAGAGAGAGAGAGAGAGAGAGAGAGAGAGAGAGAGAAUAGGAUUGACAAGAGAGAGAGGGAUAGAGACUGGUAGCCCAAGGAAGGAGUAGAUAGGUAAACAGAUGAAGAAAGAUGCAUGAAAGGGAGGGAGAAAGAACUUGAGUGAUAAAUAAGGAAGUUAAACAGAGCUGAGAAAAAGGAAAUAUAUACAAGGUUAAUGUGUAAAGUACAGUUAUCUGUAACUGUAUAUUUGAGGCUUUCAGAGGAGGCGGGACAUAAGGAACAGUCCUAUUUUUUUCUCGUUUGUACUGGGAAGGGAAAGUCUGGCUAUCCUACACAUCCCAGGAGGAACAAAACACAAGUUACAAGGGGAAAGCAACUCUUGGUACGCCCAACACAAGGUCGCUUUUCCCUUGCAACUUGUUUCUCGGAAUGCAUAGAAUAGCCGGACCUUCCUUUCCCAGUGCAGACUAGAACACAAUGGGCCUUUCCCUUACGUCCCCUCCCCUCCAAAUGCCUCAAAUAUGUGUGUGUGUGUAAUGAAAAAAAAAGGAUAAAAACCUAAUGAAGAGAUAGAAAUAUGGAAUGGAAAGGAAGCAGAUAUGAGGAAGGAAUGGAGAGGGAGAGAGGGAAGAAAUAGAACAGGAGAGAAGGAAUACAAUGAACUGAGCACAAGAAGAAGGAACCUAACUGGAGUAUAAAAAGAUAGGGAGGAGAAAACACUUGUGUAUGUACGUAUAUGUUCGUGUAUUUACUAUUGAGACUGACUUGGAAAUUGAUGUAAGAAUAUAAAUUAAUAAACAUUAGAAAUAAGGAAUUUUCAAGUGUUUUCUCUGUGUGUGUGUGUGUGUGUGUGUGUGUGUGUGAGAGAGAGAGAGAGAGAGAGAGAGAAUGUGUAGAGUCAAAUACUAUUACUACUGUUCAAAUUCUUGUUCUUCUUUUGGUAUUCCUCUUAUUAUCACUUCCUCCUCCUCCUUCUUCUUCUUCCUCCUGUUGACUCAAAUCUGCAAAAUAAAUACAAAUUUUAUCAAUAUAAGGAAAUGGGAGAUAGGAAAUGCUAAUAAUGACCAACUAGACUCCCUUAAUAAUAAUAAUAAUAGCCAUGAUAAUGAACGACCCCUCUCUCUCCCUUUUUUUUCAUUUUCGUUUACUCUAAUGUUUAUUUGAUUCUCUCUCUCUCUCUCUCUCUCUCUCUCUCUCUCUCUCUCUCUCUCUCUCUCUCUCUCUCUCUCUCUCU
This is a messenger RNA of Eriocheir sinensis (Chinese mitten crab), 3510 nucleotides long. Its product is annotated as neogenin-like. The record is from RefSeq and is a predicted model, not a curated record. Gene Ontology annotation, molecular function: protein binding. The coding region runs from base 1 to 585 and encodes 194 amino acids. Lineage: Eukaryota; Metazoa; Arthropoda; Malacostraca; Decapoda; Varunidae. The transcript is spliced from 11 exons.